UUGAACAUCUUGAACAUCGUUUACUGUACGUGUGAUCGCAUGUACACGAUGAAUAAUUAACAUCACCAGUCACACUGUCUGCUGUUUUUGCAUUACAACCUAUGCUAGGAUUUACACAUCUAGGAUAAGCUGCAGCUUUCUUUUGCUUGAGAGGUGUUUGACAGGCUGGGAGUGGCUGCCUGCUGCUGUGUUGUGAGAGGAGAAGAGGGAGAACCCUGUGUUGCAGCAGGAGAAGAGGAGAGGUGAGGAGAGGAGAGGUGACUGAGGCUGCCCUGAGAUGCUCUGCUGGCUGGAGGAGGAAGAGAUGUCCGUGCAGGAAUUCCUGGAGCGUGUGGGCUGCGUUAUCACCCAUGUUGAUGAGAUUAUGCAACAAGAGAUAAGGCCUCUGCUAGCCAUGGACAUCAUCGAACAGCUCCACAGGCAGUUUGCAAUGCUGUCAGGUGGACGAGGGAAGGAUGGUGCUCCAAUAAUUACUUUCCCAGAAUUUUCUGGCUUUAAUGAUCUUUCUGAUGAAGACUUCAUUAACGUAGUCACAUAUCUGACCAGCAUACCGAGUCUGGAUGCAGCAAGCAUUGGCUUCAUCAUUAUCAUAGACCGCCGGCGGGACAAAUGGGCUUCGGUGAAGGCCUCAUUGGCUCGAAUAGCGGGGGCAUUUCCAGGCAACCUACAGCUAGUCCUAGUCUUAAGACCCUCACGAUUGUUCCACAGGACCAUCGCUGACAUUGGUAUCCGGUUACACCGUGAUGACUUUAAAAUGAAGGUACCGAUAGUCAUGUUAAAUUCCCUAUCAGAUCUGCACGGAUAUGUGGAUAAAGGCCAGCUUACAUGUGAAUUAGGUGGAAACCUGCAGUAUUGUCACAGUCAGUGGAUCCACCAUCGCACAGCCAUUGAAAACUUUGCUGUGACAGUGAAAACCACAGCCCAAAUGCUUCAGAGAUUUGGAACGGACUUGGCAGAAACUGAACUUCCCAAUGACGUUCAAUGCACCAAAGAUCUCCUGACAGCGCACACAGACAGGCAUGACAAGCUUGAGGAUGAACUGAAGUUGGCUAUGAACCAAGGGACCACACUGCUUUCAUGUAUCAGAGAUAAGGCCAGUAAAAGCGAGAACCACAAGUUAAACCCAGACGAAGUGGAAAAUCAAACUACCGUUGAAAGGUUGUUAGCUCAGCUUGAUGAGACUGAAAAUGCAUUUGAACAGUUCUGGUCCAAACAUCACUUAAAGUUAGAGCAGUGUUUGCAGUUACGACAUUUUGAGCAAGACUUUAGAGAGGUGAAAAUGUCUCUGGACAGCUUGAUGGAGACUUUGCUGGCACUUUCAGACACCGGAGACGGGCCUGGUCGCAUUGAGCAGCUGCUAACUGAACUGAAGAGCCUGCAGGACAUAGCUCAGGAAUCUCUGGAGAAGGCACAGCUGCAUGCUCUGCAUGGUGACCAGUUAAUCCAGAGCAACCACUAUGCGGUGGAUUCCAUCCGGCCCAAGUGUGUGGAGCUGCGGCGCAUCUGUGAUGACUUCAGCAACGAAGCCAAAAAAAAAAAUGACGUCCUGUCCAAAUCGCUUGAGAUCCAUACGUGGAUAGAGAAGGUGAGAAACUGGUGCGAGAAUGGUGUGUACCUGCUGGCCUCUCAGGCUGUAGAUAAGUGCCAGUCUCAGGAAGGGGCAGAAGCGGCCCUGCAGGACAUUGAGAGGUAUAUGGAGACGGCUAAGGAGCAGCAGCUCAGUCAGCUCAAAGACCUCUACAACCAACAUGAGAUGUCUCUCUCUGAGCUCAUGAAGAUUAGCGUGCAGAAUGCACAGAAGAGGUUAGAGGAAGUGCACGAGAUGUUCGAGAAGAGACACAUCAGUCUAAAGAGGCUGUCUGCCAAGCAAACCAGACCUGUGCAGCAUGUAGCACCACGACCUGAAUCAUCUCCUAAACGCCCUUCCCCCAAAAGUGUGCGGCCACCAGGCUCUGCACCGAACCGUAGAGGUCCAGAGAAUAGUUCCACCAAGCAGAACACUGAUACUGAGCUAGCAAGGAGGAAAAACAUUCGCAAGACUAAAGGAGGCAUCAAGAUUGAAGUUAUGCAUGAGGAGAGUCAAGGAGGUUCGAGCCACGUUCUCGUGAGCAGCGAGACAGAGGAGAGCCUGUCCAGCAGGCGACGACACAUUAUGAAUGAGCUGAUUGAGACGGAGAGACUCUAUGUAGAGGAGCUCCAAAGUAUAAUUGAGGGCUAUGCUGCCGCACUGGAGAAUUCAGAAAUGAUGCAUCUAAUACCACCUGCUUUGGAAAACAAGAAGGACGUGCUCUUUGGCAAUCUUGCUGACAUCUAUGACUUUCAUAAUAGGACUUUUCUCAAAGAGCUGGAAAAUUGUGUGGAGAAGCCUGAGUUAGUGGGAACAUGCUUCCUGAAAAGGAAAGAAGAGUUGCAGAUCUAUGAGAAAUACUGCCAAAAUAAACCUCGGUCUGAGGCUCUCUGGAGGCAGUGUGGGGACAGCCUGUUCUUUCAGGAAUGUCAAAAACGGUUGGACCACAAACUCUCAUUAGAUGCCUACCUGCUAAAACCUGUUCAGAGAAUCACCAAGUACCAGUUAAUGCUGAAGGAGAUGCUGAAAUGCAGCAAGAAUUCAGAGGGCACAGCGGAACUAGAGGAAGCUCUGGCUACUAUGUUGGAUAUCAUAAAAUCUGUCAAUGAUUCAAUGCAUCAGAUUGCCAUCACUGGAUUUGAGGGUAAUUUGAAUGACCUGGGUAAACUGCUCAUGCAAGGCUCUUUCAACGUGUGGACAGACCAUAAAAAAGGUCACAAUAAAGUGAAGGACUUGGCCCGCUUUAAGCCCAUGCAGCGACAUCUCUUCUUGUACAAUAAGAUGAUUCUAUUCUGCAAGAAGCGUGAGGAGAACUCGGAUGGCCAUGAGAAAUCCCCAUCCUACAGUUUCAAACAUUCUCUGAAGAUGAGUGCCGUAGGAAUCACAGAGAAUGUGAAAGGAGACGCAAAGAAAUUUGAAAUCUGGUACAAUGGAAGAGAGGAAGUCUACAUUAUUCAGGCCUCCUCCAUGGACGUGAAGAACACGUGGGUGUCCGAGAUCAGGAAAGUACUGACGGGCCAACUGGAGGCGUGCAAAGAAGCAAGUCAGCUACAUCAAAGAAUCACUGAAAACAUUUACCAUGCUCCCAUGAGGAACGUCCGAAAAAUGGCCCUGAGGCAGUCAGACUCCUCCAGCCCAGAGACAGGCUACAAGCGCAGUGACAGUGGUCCCAACAUGAGGCAGAAACGAGCUGGUGCUAUGUCCAACCUUAGCUCAGACCCAUCCUCAGCUCUGGCUAGAAAGCGCUUCACCUUACAUGGCCUCUCCAAUCGCAGGUCCCUUCCAGCAGAGCCGACGCCUAAGGAGGCCGAAGUCCCUCGCCGCUUCUCUUUAGCUUCCUCCCUCAGUGCCUCCUCUACCACACGCACAAAAGGUCCUCUUUCUGCGACCGUUAAAAGCAAGCGACACCAAAUUAAGAGCGACCCCACACCUUUUGGUUAUGAAGAUACUUUGCGAGAAACUCUUCCUGCUGGCAGCAAAAAUAAAGGUACAAGAAGUACCAAGCCCACUGUGCCUAGGUCCACCUCUCAACCAGGUUGGACCCAGCGCCGUUUACCCUCAAUGGACACCGAAGACUUUGAGACAAUUCCAUCCAGUGCUGAAGAGCUCUCCAAUUCUUCAGAUGGAGAGGAUGACAACAGUAACAAAAACGGGGAGCGUAAUCGCUUUCAGGUGCAGCUGACGUACGAGUCACGUGCACCGCAGGAGAUGUCGCUGGAGCCUGGAGAUUUAGUACAGUUCAUAGAAGAGGUUGAGAAUGGCCACUGGCUAGUCAAGAACCUAAUUACUCUGAAGACAGGGCUGGUUCCACCCAGUAUCCUGCAGUCUACAGCAGGAAGAGUGGACAUUUACAAUACCACCGACAUCUUCAGCGACUUGUGUACAGCGGCCCUCACAGACACAGAGGAAACAGAGGAGAGUGCUGGGCUGUUACUGGUCUAGGAGGACAGAUUUGCAUGUUGAACAUGUCUUUUUUUUAUCUCUUCUGCCUCGUUAUUGUGCCAUACAUCGAUGAACCAUGCAGGAUACCUCCCUGCUAAAUCUUUGUGUUACUGUAAAGUGAAGACAAUCUGUUGCUGCUAUUCCCACUUGUGCCAUGUUGGAAAGAGAGUGCGCAAAGCACAGGAGCUUGGAUUAUUAUUUUUUUGGUCUUUAGACUCUGAACUUUGCUGAUACAAAGCAUCGAAUGACGUCAGCCAGCUAUCACAGCCAGCUAUGAUUUAGCUGUGCUUUAGCAGCUGAUGAAAUCUUUGACAUUUUCUAAGAGGAAAACUGGAAUCCAGUGGGUUUCAAAGCAGUGUUUUCAAGCAGCAUUGGAUCACAUGCUGCUAGUUUUAAGAAAGGCUUGAUCAUGUCGUGACGCUGAGUGAAAGUGAACGAAAGAGACAAAGCCUGCUAAAUUGUCCUGUCCUGCUGAAAUUACCACUCUGAAUUUUCUUAUAGUCUGGAUGAUUUUUUUUUGUUUAUCAAGGACAUUGAAUUGGAAUGGAAGUCAUCUCAGCAAAAUUACCUUUUUUUUUCUGUUGGUCAAAAAUGCAGCAAUUUAGAGUAGAAAAAACAAUCUAUUAUGUGUAUAUGUAUUAUAGAAGAUUUCUGAACUCUUUUGUAUUUUGGUGUUUUAUUUGUUCUGUAAUUGCUCUUUAAAUCUUCAUUUCCGGGUCCAUGAAUGUCUCUCUUGGGGGUGGUUAGCCUCAAAGCAAUUUUAUCAGUCGUUUGAUAUCUUAUUGUAGCACAAAUGUUCCAACUGUACUGUAAGAACGAAUGGUAUUGCUAUAUAUGAACUUUAUACUUUUUGUUUUUAUUAUUAUUAUUAUUCAGACAAAUGUAGUUUCUUGUCAAGACAUCAAAUCAAGGACGAAUCACUCUCUGCUGUGUCGCAAAUGUGGCCUUGCUUCAAGAAGCAGAACAUUCUGGAGAACGCAAUGAUGGCUUUGCUACCUAAAGUCUGCUAGUCUCACAGCAAAAAAAAUCUUAGAAUACAAAAGGUUGUUCCAUUAUGCCAUCCAUGUUGAAUGUAAAAAAAAAUCUAUUAAAUAAUGUCUUAUUAAUUUUUUUUUUUUUUUAAAGUGAAGGCUUUAAAGAUUUUCCAAGACUGGCCACAUGGCUGUAUAUAUCCUAAUCCGAUUUAGUCGUUUAUUGACGAUGAUGAUGACGAUGAUGAUGAUUCUAAGCACAAAAAUUAAAUGUUGGAAUGCAGAGUUUAUUGAUGAUGAUUAUAAUACACUGUUAUUUAUUAAUAGAAGCUGAUGCUUUUAACUGGUUCAUACGGUCCAUGUAUUACCUUCAACAUUUUCAAACAUACGAUUAAAUAUGUACAAAAUA
Tachysurus vachellii is the source of this 5389-nucleotide messenger RNA. It is a transcript of the gene mcf2l2, whose product is annotated as MCF.2 cell line derived transforming sequence-like 2. Gene Ontology annotation, cellular component: cytoplasm. Lineage: Eukaryota; Metazoa; Chordata; Actinopteri; Siluriformes; Bagridae. The transcript has 34 exons. The record is from RefSeq and is a predicted model, not a curated record. The coding region runs from base 278 to 4009 and encodes 1243 amino acids. Gene Ontology annotation, biological process: intracellular signal transduction. Gene Ontology annotation, molecular function: guanyl-nucleotide exchange factor activity; protein binding.